GCGGGGCGGGGCGGCCGGCGGGCCCGGGCCUCACCUGGCGGCAUGGCCGUGCGGGGCCGGGGCGGCGCCGGGGGCAGAGUCCAGCGCGGGCAGCCGGCGGCGGCAGGAGCCCGCUCCAGGCGCGGAAGAUGCCGCUGGGGCUGAGGAACAAGAAGAAGCACAAGUCCAAGGAGACCUCCAAGCUGGUGGAGAGCGAAGCGGCGGCCCUGGCCCCCGCGGCCCCAGCGCCGGCAGCGAGCGCGUCGCGGCUGCAGUUCCACACGCAGCUGGCGCACGGCAGCCCCACGGGCCGCGUGGAGGGGUUCGGCAGCGCCCGGGAGCUCUACAACAAGAUCGCCGAGGCGUUCGGCAUCGACCCCGCCGAGAUCAUGUUUUGCACUUUGAACACUCAUAAAGCUGAUAUGGACAAGCUCCUAGGUGCACAAAUUGGCCUUGAAGAUUUUAUAUUUGCCCACAUAAAAGGACAACGAAAAGAAGUGGAAAUUCUUAAAACUGAUGAUGUGCUUGGGCUUACCAUUACAGACAAUGGAACUGGCUGUGCGUUUAUAAAGCGAAUCAAAGAGGGUAGCCUUAUGGACCAAACCAAAAUGAUCUGUGUGGGUGACCACAUAGAGACUAUAAAUGGAAAAAAUGUGGCAGAUCGUCGGCAUUAUGAGGUUGCCAAAAUGCUAAAAGAUCUGGAGAAAGGUCAGAUGUUGAAGCUGGAGUUGAUAGAGCCUAUGAAAGCAUUUGAAAAGCUGGAACCAAGGUCCAAAGGUGGAACUCUGCCAGAAGCUAAAAUCUCCAGAGGGAGAGAAACACUUCGGUUGAGAACCAAGGGCCCUGCUACUGUGGAGGAAAUGCCAACUGAAAUUGAAGAAAAAGCCAUUAAAAAAGUGGAUGAGCUUCUUGAAACGUACAUGGGGAUAAGAGAUAUUGAAUUAGCUGCAACAAUGGUGGAAGCUGGAAGAGACAAGAAAAACCCGGAUGAAUUUGCAGUGGCAUUGGAUGAAACUCUUGGAGACUUUGCAUUUCCAGAUGAGUUUGUCUUUGAUGUAUGGGGAGCAAUAGGUGAUGCUAAGCAAGGACGACUGGAAUGAGAACUGUGCAGUUUAUCAGUCCCUAUUUGAAAAUACAAAAUUAUUUUCAAAUACAUACAACAGAAUUUUAAUAAGUUUAUUGACACGAAUCCAGGGGGAAUAUGGAAUGAAUAUAGAAUACUUCUGUGUAAAUAUUCUUAUCUGAGACUUUCUUUGGCGAAGGAAGGUUUCUAAUAGAAAUAUGAAGAUAAACCCAAAGUUCUGACAACUGCACAUUUAAAACAAACGUUUAAUUUACAUGUAGAAAUCACUGUGAGGACUGUGUAAAGGAGAUAUAUUUAUAUAGACAUUUUAUGAAAAUUAGGUGUUUUUUAUUGUAUGUACACUUUGAUAUCAAUAUUACGAAGAGUAUUAGACAUAUGCAACAGAGAGUUUGGGGUUUUUUAUCUCUUCUUUAGAAAGGUUUAUAAACUUGUUGAAAAUCUACCUAGCUACACACCGCAGUUCCUUGAUCUUUUGUUCUCCUUAUGUAUUCACAUACACGAAGAGCUGUGGAAAACCUAAAGCAGGGGUGUCAAACUCAUUUUCACUGGGACCACAUCAGCCUCGCCGUUGCCUUCCAAGGGCUGAAUGUAAUUUUAGGACUGUAUAAAUGUAACUGAUCCUACAUUCUACCCUGUUUCUGAAGAACCUGAGUUGAGGAAAAAGAAAUAUUCCUCUAUAACAUGAGAACUAAGAUCUUUGAAUGAAAAAAACUUGCUUGCAUUUGAGUCAUAGUACACACUGUCUGGGUAUUACUGAGAUGAGUAAGUAUUAUCUCUGGUUAUUUUCAACAUGACAACAUAAGAGGGGCAUUGAAUGUGUUUGAACUAGAAGAUAUUAUUGUAAAGUACCAGACGAUCGCAGUUUGGAUGAAAAUGCAUGCCUAAACCCUGAAAAAUACAUUAAACUAAUUUUAGAUGUUAGGAUUGCAAUUAUAUUACACAUAAACUUUAACUGAUAAUAUUUUACUAAUAAACCUCAGAUUAUUAAAAAUGAGCUGUCUCUCUUAACACAUCUGCUAUGCCUACGUUUACCCUCCUCUUCACUCUGUAUUUAAUAAAAAACAAUGCAAUAAGUUUUGGUUUUUUACUCGUGAUGAGAUUCUUUUUCAUCUUUUGCUAUGCUUGGUCUUAAUUAAGGAAGAUAAUUGUUCAUUUGCUUAGAAAAUGCUACUUUCAAGUGCUUAUUAUAGCCAAAUAACAUGUCAAGAAUGUCCUUGAAAACAAAACUGUGGGGUCUGAAGUGGGAAGGUGUCAUAGCUUCUCAGUGCUUUUUAUGUUUGCAUAAGCAUGUAAAAUAAUAGGCAUUAUGAAAGUGUUUUCUAAAUCACUACCUAGUGACAUUUCUUCUGAGGAAAAUGUCUUUCACUGUCUUGCAGAGAUCUCUUUAAAAUAAAGACUAUGCCAACAAUUUUACAUA
This is a messenger RNA of Columba livia (rock pigeon), 2480 nucleotides long. It is a transcript of the gene GIPC2, whose product is annotated as GIPC PDZ domain containing family member 2. Gene Ontology annotation, molecular function: protein binding. Lineage: Eukaryota; Metazoa; Chordata; Aves; Columbiformes; Columbidae. The record is from RefSeq and is a predicted model, not a curated record. The coding region runs from base 129 to 1079 and encodes 316 amino acids. The transcript is spliced from 6 exons.